AUGAAGAGAGUUCUUCUUUCUAUUUAUUUGUCACAAGACCUGUAUUUAUUGUCUGCCUUUAGAGUGAGUGGGGCUGGAGUAUCACGUGGCAGCCAGUACGGUGUGUUUGGGACAGAAAAGAUAAAGGAUCCCAGGCCCCUGCAUGACAAGGCAUUCAUCCAACAAUGUAUCAAGAAGCUCUGUGAGUUCCUUGUUGAGAACGCUUAUGCCUACAGUGUUUCCGUGAAAUCGCUACAAUCUCCAUCAGUUAAGGACUUUUUAAAGAUCUUCACCUUUAUCUAUAAAUUCCUCUGCCCUUCUUACGAAUUGCCUGACUCAAAAUUUGAAGAGGAAAUUCCCAAAGUUUUUAAAAACCUUGGGUACCCCUUUCCUCUGUCAAAAAGCUCCAUGUACACCGUGGGUGCACCCCACACCUGGCCUCAGAUUGUGGCAGCUUUGGUUUGGUUAAUUGAUUGUGUCAAGCUGUACAAUGCCAUCAGGGAAAAUGCACCAUCGUUCGAUGACAGACAGAGCUGGGGAGGAGAGACGGAUGAUGGCAUCGUACAUAAUAAGCUUUUCAUGGACUACUGUGUGAAGUGCUAUGAUCUUUUCAUGAAAGGGAGAGAUACAUUUGAAGAGUUGAAUGCUGAAGUGCAGUCAAAAUUAAAGGAUUUAUUUAAUAUAGAUCAAUCCCAGAUGGAAAGUUUAGCAACUGAAAACAAAAGACUUCAAGAAGAGAUUGCAAGAUUAGAAAAAGAAAAGGAAAGCGAGCCGGAUCGUAGAGUAACGCUACGAAAUGUGAAAUCGUCUCUUCAAGCAGAUGUCCAGAAAUACCAGGCUUAUUUGGCUAGUCUGGAAUCUCAUAUAGGCAUCCUUGAUCAAAAACUGGAAAGUCUUAAUGAUGAAGUUGAGACAGCAGAAACGGAAGUAGAAGCAAUGAAGCAGGAGAAUGCCCGGCUCCAGCACAUCUUAGAUAACCAAAAGUACUCAGCUGUGGACAUUGAGAGAAUAAAUCAUGAGAGAAAUGAACUGCAGCAAACCAUUAACAAGCUGACUAAGGAACUGGAAGCAGAAGAACAUCAGCUGUGGAAUGAAGAGCUAAAAUAUGCUAGGCAUAAAGAGGCGAUUGAAAUGCAACUGGCAGAGUAUCAUAAAAUGGCUCGAAAGCUGAAAUUAAUUCCAGUAAGUGCUGAGAAUUCCAAAGGCCACGACUUUGAGAUUCAGUUUAAUCCUGAGGCAGGACCAAAUUGCCUAGUCAAAUACAGAGUUCAGAUCAAGGCUCCCCUCAUGGAGAUCAUCAAUGAGACUGAGGAAGAAAUUAGUAAAGCUACUGAACGGAAAAUGACUUUGGAGGAUACUUUGGAACAGGUGAAUAUAAUGCUGGAGGACAAGAAACGCAGUGUGAAAAUGCUGACAGAAGAAGCUGAAAAGUUGGAUGAUCUUUACCAGGAGAAGCUUAAGGAAAUAGAAGAGGAAGAGCAAAAAUGUGCAAAUGAAUGGGAAUCGUUGAAGAAGCAUAAACAGUUACUUGAGAGUGGUGUCUAUGAAGGUCUCAGUGAAGCCACAAAUGAAUUGCAUGAUGUCCAACGACAAUAUCAAGUUGUUUUGCAAACAACAACAGAAGAGAAGAGAAAAACUGAUGCUAACUUGAAUCGUCUUAUAGAAACAGUUGCUACUCAUAUAGCAUCUAUAGUGAAAUACAUUGAUGAACAGAAUGCGAAAAUUUACAGAGACUACGAAGAACUUAUGUCUGAAGAUCUGUUGUCAGACUUGACCAGCAUCCUGGACAGUUAUAAAAAGAAGGCUGAAAGUGUCUAAUCACUAGAACGGUGAAGAUAAAAAUGUUGCAUUUCUGAAGUGCUGGUAUGGUGCUUUCCAAAAGGAUGGGUACUACCUGUGUUUAGCACUGAAACUGGUUUUAAGCAGAAGGAAAUAGUUAUGAAUGUUCUUUGUUUUAUUGACACAAAUACAUUAAAGAAUUAAACAGUAUAUUUGCAUUUUCUUAAAAAUGCUUUGCUCAGACUUCGUACUUUCAAUAGCAUAUAUAUGCAUUUAGGACACGCAUGACAGACAGUUCACAUCCUUCCCCAAGCCUUAUUUUACUAGCAAGACUAAAUGUAAAUAUCUGUCUCCUGCUUGCUCAGUUACCUAUGAAGCUGC
This is a messenger RNA of Sturnus vulgaris (Common starling), 2139 nucleotides long. NCBI's taxonomy places the organism in Eukaryota, Metazoa, Chordata, Aves, Passeriformes, Sturnidae. The record is from RefSeq and is a predicted model, not a curated record.